UAUACCUUUUCAAAAUUGUUCAAAAUCGAGCAGCAGCUCCUAGUGUACAGUGCUGUUAAAAAAAUAAAACAAUAUUAAAACAGUCAUUUAUGUAAAUAAUAAUUGAUAAUAGUUCUGUUAACCUAUUGUUUUAACUUUUAUUUUACGCUGUGUCCUGCCUGAAACGGUGAUGGAACUGGUGUCAUUUGGCAAGGAAUUGCUUCACGAAGCCGCAGAGGUCGCUGCUAGUUAUCGAGUGGGUCAAUCGGCCCUCAGAUUCGUCGACAAAGCCCUUUGGACCGUCGAGAAGUCGGCGAGAUGGGCCGUGCCACCACCCCUGGAACAGGACGAGAGACAGCCAGAGUUAAUACGUCCUCUACCCUGGGUGUUCUUCCUGAUGUUGCUGGUAGCCCUUCGAGUCAUCAGAGAGUCCAUUUCUCUCAUUAAUUUGGUCCUUGGGAAGCCGCCGCUACGAUCCGCCGAUGUGGUGAUAUACAUUCAAGGAAAGCGUCGCUACUUGCGCACGUUGAAAUACCAAGGCAGUCGAAUGAUGCGCGCGCGCAGCGAGCCCAAGUCUUGGCGAAGUGGGAUUUACUCUCUGUUCGAGUUUACGAUGUGCUUCAGGAACUCUCACUGCCCCAAUAACAACUCGCAAAGCAGUGGAGACGAGCUGGUGAUGGUGUCCAGGAACGAGCCUAGCAUGGAGAGACUCCUGGAGAAGAUGGUGCAGGUCGAAGCCGACACCGACGACGCCAGCGAAACGGAGGAUUAUUGUUCAAUCGUUUCGGCCGCGAACACGAGGAGCGACGCGGAAAUGACGGAAGCCACCCUCGACAAGUCGUUCGAGGACUCCCGGGAAGAGAUCGUCACCUCCACUCCGGAGAAGCGAGACUCCUCUCCGGUGCACGGAGACGUGUCCGGAAUCGAGAACGCCCGGCUCGAGUCCGUCCGCGACUUCGGUCGACACGAGCGGAACGGACCGAACCCCGCCCACAAGAUAGCCAACGGCAGACCCGCGCACGCGUCGCCCUCCCGAGAGAGGAUCGCAGGAGGCGACCUAAUAUAUUGAAGGUUCCACCGAACGAGCCUUACCGUUAGUCGUAAGCUGCGCUCAAUAUUUAGAGGAAACGGUUCGACUCCCAUCGGUGCAGCGAAGACUUCGCCUCGUUCCCGAAUCUCCCUGUUGUUUUAUCUUUAAAUUAUUUAUUUACACGCAUCGCCUUCUAUGAAUCAAAAUAUUUACGGUUAGUUAAGGUGAAAUUAUAUUAUUUGUUCGGAUCGGAACGUCCGAUUUCAAUGUUUCGGUGUCUCGUUAUGGAAUGUAUAUUAUAGAAGUUUAUAAAAGGUCCCGUCGGACGGGUUCGCUUUUGUCACGCGAUUGUCUUCGAUCGGCCGAUGCCUAUAGUUCGUCGACAGGGAAUGUGCACAAUUGUUGUUGUCCCAUUAGAAGUUCACCCGACGAGAAUGAAAACGAGGGUGUGAGCACGAGGAGGGAAAGAGUGUCCCCGACGUCACUUUUCUAAAUGUUAUUUAUAAAUUUAGCGUAGUAUUAAUUGAAGUAUUUAUAUCUUUUACUCGCCUAACCGAGUUAGCAAAAGUUCAGUUAACGUUCUGCCCAAAUUACCUAAACGACUCGUUUAACGUUCCUUCCCUUAUUCUGCAUUUUAUGUUAUCUUACGGAUUUAACAAAUAUGUAAUUAAAUUGUAUAAUGCCUUUUUCUUACAAUGCAUAUUCCCUUUCAAAGAGUCGUCGCUCCGAAGCAGCUUUUCUAGUGUAAAGUCUGUAACAAGCAAUGCGCUCCUCGAUUGAUAUUUAUUUCUCCAUCUUCCCUCCAUUAUUUAUUAUCAAGGAACGGCUUUCUCUCGCAAAUCCCAAAGCUUUGGCUGUGUCCACUAAAUAAGACUGAAGAGAAAUUAAAUUGAGCCUUUACUUCUCGAUAUUUAAUUACGAUUGUAAUAUUUAACGCUAAUUUAUUAUUUUUAUUUUCUAAUAUUUGUAUACUUUUAAUAAUAAAAAUUGGAAAAAAUUAAAGAGUUUUAUUGUUUC
Messenger RNA from Pieris napi, 2026 nucleotides. RefSeq lists its product as uncharacterized. Bases 170 to 1048 code for a protein of 292 amino acids. Lineage: Eukaryota; Metazoa; Arthropoda; Insecta; Lepidoptera; Pieridae. The record is from RefSeq and is a predicted model, not a curated record. The transcript has 8 exons.